This is a messenger RNA of Bipolaris sorokiniana ND90Pr, 1150 nucleotides long. RefSeq lists its product as uncharacterized. The transcript is spliced from 2 exons. NCBI's taxonomy places the organism in Eukaryota, Fungi, Ascomycota, Dothideomycetes, Pleosporales, Pleosporaceae. The record is from RefSeq and is a predicted model, not a curated record. The coding region runs from base 287 to 1138 and encodes 283 amino acids.
GUAGUCUCCAUGCGUAUUAGCAACACUGGCGAGUCCCUAUCGAGGCCCUUUCCUCGACUACAGCGUAUCAGGCAACGCUGGGGAAGAGCAUCAUAUUCCGACUUCAAGCGUCGAACACUCCAAUGUCCUGCAUUCUCAUACCGGAUUGCCUCCGGGAUACCAUCACUCCUUCCUGCAGCCACACCCGUCUCAGACCCUUCAACAUGCCGGCACCAGCUCCCACCCUACUUACACGGACAUCGAGACACACUCUCUACACCCAACCCAUCUUUUGCGCCAUCAAUCCAUGUCGCAACACUCUCCCUCAUCCUACAAUGUGGGCUAUCCACCGCCCCAGCAAACCGCCGGACGCAAGCGCAGCCACCCAGACGACUUGCCGCACGAUCUUACCCCAACAUUAGAGCAACAGCUCAACCCGUACGCACAAGCAACGGGAAGCGUCUCACUACAGCACGCGACUCAGAGUUAUUCUAUUCAACAUUAUCCGCCGCCACCGCCCGCUCCUCACUCCACUCUUCCUCCAACUCACCAUCAUCAUCUACCAAGCACUCAUCGCAAUAAACGACACCACGCAAUGGAGGGCGCGCCUCCCUCACCAUCUCUCCACCAUGGCCCUCCUAGCGUUGUAGGCCAAGAAGGAAUGCCGGCACCUGCACAACGACCCCGCGGCCCCAAACUCAAGUUCACCCCCGAAGACGACCAGUUACUCGUCGAUCUCAAGGAAAAGAAGAACCUCACUUGGAAGCAAAUCGCAGACUUCUUUCCUGGCCGUAGCUCAGGUACUCUGCAGGUCCGCUACUGCACCAAGCUCAAAGCAAAGACCACGGUUUGGACGUCGGAGAUGGUCGACAAGCUUCGCAAUGCUAUGCAAGAGUACGAGAAUGACCGAUGGCGAAUCGUCUCGUCAAAGGUCGGUAGUGGUUUCUCGCCCAACGCGUGUAGAGACAAGGCCGAAGAGCUCCAGGCUAUGGAGCUUGCUCAACAAGAGGCACAAGAGGACGAACAUUCACAACUUCAACAACAGCAACAGCAACAGCAACAACAGCAACAACAACAACAGCAACCACAACCACCACGCACAUACACCCCGUCGCAAUUGGGAGCCGGCCCGAGUGAGUCAGACGCAAGAUACCAUUGACUGGCCGGCCAU